Messenger RNA from Blepharisma stoltei, 207 nucleotides. The record is from the annotation of a GenBank genome assembly. Lineage: Eukaryota; Ciliophora; Heterotrichea; Heterotrichida; Blepharismidae.
AUGCAUAUCUUUAACGGAAAUUUUGGACCUAAAAAUGAAGAUAUGGAAUUAAGAGGGCUGAUAGGUUGAAUUGUAAAAAUAUCAUGGGUUAUUUUUAUUCUGAAUUGUAUCUUUAGCAAGUAUAGUAAAAAUCUAACAGUAAAAUGAUUCACGCAUUUCUCUUUCAGUGCAAUUACUUUUAUUGAUUUAGUGUUUAGAUUUGCAUAG